This is a messenger RNA of Lodderomyces margitis, 1074 nucleotides long. RefSeq names its product catalase. Gene Ontology annotation, biological process: response to hydrogen peroxide; hydrogen peroxide catabolic process. Bases 1 to 1074 code for a protein of 357 amino acids. Lineage: Eukaryota; Fungi; Ascomycota; Pichiomycetes; Serinales; Debaryomycetaceae. Gene Ontology annotation, molecular function: catalase activity; heme binding. The record is from RefSeq and is a predicted model, not a curated record. The transcript is spliced from 2 exons. Gene Ontology annotation, cellular component: cytoplasm; mitochondrion; peroxisome.
AUGGCUCCCGUAUUCACUAACUCACAAGGUAACCCAGUCCCCGAACCUUUUGCCACUCAAAGAAUUGGUAAACACGGUCCUUUGUUGUUACAAGAUGUCAACUUGAUUGACAACUUGGCCCACUUUGACAGAGAGAGAAUCCCAGAAAGAGUUGUCCACGCCAAAGGUUCCGGUGCUUACGGUAUGUUUGAAGUUACUGAUGAUAUUACUGAUGUUUGUUCUGCUAAAUUCUUGGAUACUGUUGGUAAAAAGACCAAGAUUUUUUCUAGAUUCUCACAAGUUACUGGAGAACAAGGGUAUUCUGAUACUGUAACAGAUGCACGAGGGUUCUCCACUAAAUUAUACACUGAAGAAGGUAUCUUAGAUUUGUUCCCACACUUUAUCCACACCCAAAAGAGAAACCCAGAAACUCACUUGAAAGAUGCCAACAUGUUCUGGGACUACUUGACUUCAAAUCCUGGAUCAGUCCACCAAGUUUGCUUCUUGUUCAGUGACAGAGGUACUCCAGCUUCGUACAGAAACAUGCACGGUUUCUCUGGUCACACUUACAAAUGGGCCAACUCCAAGGGUGAAUGGCACUGUAUCCAAACCAUGACUGAAGAACAAGCCAAGAAAUCUCCAUUCUCCGUCUUUGACUUGACCAAGGUCUGGCCGCACAAGGACUACCCAUUGAGAAGAUUUGGUAAAUUCACCUUGAACGAAAACCCAAAGAACUACUUUGCUGAAGUUGAACAAGCUGCUUUCUCACCAGCCAACACUGUUCCAUCAAUGCAACCAUCAGCUGAUCCAGUCUUGCAAUCAAGAUUGUUCUCAUACGCUGAUACUCAAAGACACAGAUUGGGUACCAACUAUGUCCAAAUCCCAGUCAACUCACCAUUGCACGGUACUGUUUAUGCUCCAAAUGUUAGAGAUGGUGCUAUGACCGUUAACGGUAACCUUGGUGCCACUCCAAAUUACUUGGCUUCAGACAUUCCAGUUGAAUUCAAACAAGCAUCAUUGCAAGAAGAUCAAGAAGCCUGGGAAGGUGCUGCUACUCCAUUCCACUGGAAAGCUACUCCAUACGAAUGGGAAUAA